This is a messenger RNA of Emiliania huxleyi CCMP1516, 384 nucleotides long. RefSeq lists its product as hypothetical. Bases 16 to 210 code for a protein of 64 amino acids. Lineage: Eukaryota; Haptophyta; Isochrysidales; Noelaerhabdaceae. The record is from RefSeq and is a predicted model, not a curated record. The transcript has a single exon.
AGCUGCACCAUCUCCAUGAAAGCUCUCCUGCUCCUCUUCGCUCUCGUCGUCGGGAUCGGCGCCCUCCUGGUCCCAGUCCCGGUGCCCCAAGCGGCGGUCAAAGCGCCUCAGACCAGCGCGACAUACUUCGACGCUGCGCUCGACAAUCCGCUCAUCGAGACUGACAACGCAGCCGCUCCUGCCCGCAAGUGCUCCUCCUGCUUUGGGUGAGCCGGAGACACCCGUUGCCCCGUCGGCGGCAUCUAAGCGCCAUCGACGAUACCACGCGUUGCUAGGGCAGGAUAUGACUCUCUCGCGCGAAGGCUAUGCUGUGCGAUGAGACGAGCCGUUCUGGCGCGUGUGUCACCCUGUGCUCCUGUUUGACUUGCAAUUCCACCACACAUC